Messenger RNA from Caenorhabditis remanei, 1389 nucleotides. RefSeq lists its product as uncharacterized. The coding region runs from base 1 to 1389 and encodes 462 amino acids. The record is from RefSeq and is a predicted model, not a curated record. The transcript has 5 exons. NCBI's taxonomy places the organism in Eukaryota, Metazoa, Nematoda, Chromadorea, Rhabditida, Rhabditidae.
AUGUCUAUACUUACAUUGAAUCCAUUGGGUCUCGGACGAUACGAACUUCCUCCAUCCCAGAAUUCACACAUUCUCUGGAAACUCCAGUCUCGAUCCACUUGGGCGUUGGCGAUGGAGGCAAGAAGGCCGAAUAUGAUGAAUUACUUCACACGUGUUUCCCGUCUGUGGAUAGAUGCAAGUGAAGCAAUUACAAAAGAUCUGAUCGAUGAGAAUGUGAAUGGAAAUCUUCUUUUGGCCAUCGAUGGAUACAUGUAUAACCUUCCGAAUAUAGCAUUGACACGUGUCGAUUCGAGUGAAACUGCAAUGGUUCUAUGUGAAUACACACCUCCGAUGAAUCGAGCUGAGAGCAAUCAUCUUCUGAAGAAGUACGGAGAAAUCUACUAUCCGACUGUUUCCACUUCAGAAGGAGCUUUCAUUCGAACAACUAGCAGUUUGAAUCGAAUUGAUGAGGAUUUAUUCAAAGAUAAUCGAUAUUGUUCGAGAGUUAUGAAUCCAUUCAUUCACAAUAGUAAUGCUCGAUCUGCGAUUCCGACGAGAGAAUUCUUGGAUGAAGUGAAUAAAGUUCAGAAUGGACUCAUCAUCAGAACUGCUGCAUUCUCGAAAAACUCGGAUAAAAAUGUGAGGAUCGGAGCUACAUGCAGUGCUAAAAAGGGAGCAACUCAUCAAGUUUUAUGGAGGGGAUCAGAUGGAAAUGAUGUCUACGUACCGGUUGAUAAGUCAUUAUGGAGAAGUGAUGAGCCGAAUGAGAUUUGUGAUGCUGGAUCAUGGAGUUCCGCAUUAGUUUCAGGACGGGACGGAAGUCCAGGACUUGAAGCAAUGUCGGAUGCUCGUUAUGCUCCAAUCUACUGUCAAAAUACUGUAGACACUUAUUCAUAUGGAGAUUGUCCAGCUGGAUUCACAGAAUAUUACCGAAAAAGAAUUGGGCAGAAAUUCUGUCAUCGAUUCUUCUCCGAAAAAAAGACUCAGCCGGACGCAGAGGCACACUGCCAGACAUUUGGUGCACAUUUGACUGGGUACACGGAUUCUGAAGAAUUGAAACUAAUAGGAACAUUGAAUGUACAUGGAGUUUGGGAAACGCUUAUUGGAGGCAAAAGACGUAGUGAAUGUAUUACAAACGGAGCUAAAAAUGAACCUGGAUACUCUCGAGAGGAAUCUUCUCCAUGCUCUCGUAAACUAGUAUACGAAUGGAAGAAUGGAGUUGCUCCGAAUCCUCCAAACAUUGAGAAUGACUGGUCUUUUGGCUAUGAGCCGAACUAUGUGGGCUAUAAAGAGGAGUGUUUGACGAUUGUUAGGCAUAAAGGCGUUAGCCUCAAUGAUAAUACCUGUGAUAGUUUAUUUCCUUUUGUUUGUGGAAUGGAAGCUCCAAUCGUAAAGCUCCUAUCCUCAUAA